Passer domesticus (house sparrow) is the source of this 476-nucleotide messenger RNA. Its product is annotated as probable inactive protein kinase DDB_G0270444. Lineage: Eukaryota; Metazoa; Chordata; Aves; Passeriformes; Passeridae. Bases 107 to 340 code for a protein of 77 amino acids. The record is from RefSeq and is a predicted model, not a curated record. The transcript has 3 exons.
CUGCACCUUGCUCCUCCCCUCGCCUUUCACUCUUCUUAUCCCCCCGAUAACCCCAUCAGUCCUGACAGCUCCUGAGUGCCUGGAUUUCCUCAUCCAGCCCUGCAGCAUGCUCCCCUUUGUUCUGAGGAAGGCUGUCCCAGACAGAGAGGAGGAGAUGGAGGUAGAUACAAAGAUUGAUACGGAGGAGGAGAUGGAGGUGGAUACAAAGAUUGAUAUGGAGGAGGACAUGGAAAUAGACGGAGAAGACGCUGGAGAGGAAGAGAUGGAUGUGGAUGUGGAUGAGGAAGAAGAGAUGGAUUUGGAUAUGGAAGAGUCCAUUAUGGACAUGGAUAUUGAUUAAGAAGGUGCGAUGGACAGCACAGACAGAGACACCACCCUUUUGUAUAUAUGUUCUACAGUUUGUUGUUGUUCUUUAGAAUGUAGAUUGUAGGGCUAUUUUUGACUUCUGUAAAUACAUAGUUUUGUUAGGUAGGUUU